Condylostylus longicornis is the source of this 1423-nucleotide messenger RNA. RefSeq names its product membrane-associated progesterone receptor component 1-like. Lineage: Eukaryota; Metazoa; Arthropoda; Insecta; Diptera; Dolichopodidae. Gene Ontology annotation, cellular component: endomembrane system; membrane. The record is from RefSeq and is a predicted model, not a curated record. The transcript is spliced from 3 exons. Bases 586 to 1335 code for a protein of 249 amino acids.
UCCUUGUUUUCAUUUGGUGUUUGAAAAAGUUUAUCGAAAGCAAAUAUUUUAAUUAAUAAAAAAAAAAAACUAAAAAGAAUAAGUUAAAUUUUUUUUUAAUUUUGUGCUUAAAAUUUGCUUAAUUAUUAAAUAUUUUUCGUGAACAAAAAUUUAUUCAACUUUGGCUUUAAAUGUUUGUAUAAUUUUACAAACACGAUUUUUAUUUACACGAUUGACGCGUCAUAACUAUUAAAAAAUCCUUUAAGAAGCAAAUUUAGUAUUUUAUUUACAAAGUGCGCCAGAACUCAAUAAUUUUUACUGAAAAGGUUUUGUGUGUUUUUUUUUUUGCAUAGAAGUAAAACCAGUUCUAAUUUAAUUCCGUCGUAAAAAACUGUCGUGAAGAUUUCAAACGACACAAAUUUUGUUUUCAUAUUUUAAAUUUUCUAAUUUGAAAUUUUUAAUCAAAAAAGAAAAUAAGAGAAAAAAACCAAAAAACUUCUAAAAAGAAAAAAAAAAAUUUUUUUUUUUUGGAUUAAUUGUUCAUUGAUUUAUUUUUCAUUCUAAUUUUAUUGGACAAAAUAUUGAAGAAAAAUAAUUUAAAAGAAAAUGGAAGGUUCCGGUAAUAUAAAUACAGCUGGAGCUACAACUGAAACAGAUCAAAAACCUAUUGUUGAUGAACAAACAGAGAGUUUAUUAGCUAGUAUAUUAAGUGAAAUUUUUUAUAGCCCAUUGAAUUUAUUAUUAGUGGUUAUAAUAGCAAUUUUAAUAUAUAAAAUUAUUAGAGGCCGAUUCGAUGAACCACAUACUAAUCAGAGUCCAAAAGAGGAAAAAUUACCAAAAAUGAAAAAACGUGAUUUCACUGUUAAAGAACUAAAAGAAUAUGAUGGUAAACAACCAGAUGGUAGAAUAUUAAUGGCUGUUAAUGGUAAUGUUUAUGAUGUCACCGCUGGAAAAAGAUUUUAUGGACCAGGUGGUCCAUAUGCUGUAUUCGCUGGACGUGAUGCAUCUAGAGGUUUAGCGACAUUUAAUGUUACUGCCAAUGACAGUGAAGAAUAUGAUGAUUUAAGUGAUUUAAAUUCUUCUGAAAUGAGUAGUGUUAAAGAAUGGGAAAUGCAACUAAAAGAGCGAUAUGAAUUUGUUGGAAAAUUAUUAAGGCCAGGUGAAAAACCAACAAAUUAUUCUGAUGAAGAUGAAGAUGUACCAACAUCAAAAUCAAAUGAAGAUGAAAAAAUUGAUGAAAUUGGUUCAAAACCGGCAACAACUACUGCAAAUGUAUCAACCGCACAAUCAUCUUCUGCAUCAGCAGCGAAUGAAGAUAGUGAAGUUAGAAAGAGAAUUACAACAUUAGAAGACUAAUUUUGUUUUUUUAUUUAUUUAUAUAAAAAACAUAAAAUCACAGAGAAAAAAAAAAAUAUAAAAAACAAAAACCAACAUUCAAUGUAAA